Molecule: messenger RNA, 357 nt
Organism: Theileria orientalis strain Shintoku
Lineage: Eukaryota; Apicomplexa; Aconoidasida; Piroplasmida; Theileriidae
Exons: 2
Coding region: 1-357 (118 amino acids)
Source: RefSeq, a predicted model, not a curated record
AUGACGUGCAGGUGUGUGAAACUGGUGGCAGUAAACGUACUCGUAUACUUUAUAUGCUCGUCAAAGUUCAUUUCAGUAUGUGUAGCAACCAGAGAAACGUCAAAAAUUAAGAAUAUUUUAACCGGAAACAUAACAGGGGACCCGGUUCCAUCAGCGUACCCAGUGUUGAAGAUAAACCAAUCGGCAAAUAACGAUUCCUCGUUCUACAACCACUACAGUGAGGAGCUGAAAGAGAUAGAAGCAGAAGCGAUGGAGUUAAUGAGUAAGCAGAGGAAGAUAUUCGAAGGACUGACAAGGAAGCUAAAAGAUCAAAACAAACUGUUCGAUGAGUUAUCCAUGGCAGCACAAACACAAUGA